AUGAAGCUUGACCAGUUCCUCGCCAUGGACGUUGGCAGCGACGACGACGGAUUUCUUGAUUUGCGUGCGCUCGAGUACAUCGCCGACUAUGACGACCAUCUGAUGUGCCCGAUCUGUCACUGCCCGUUCAUCCGACCCGUGCGCCUCGAAUGCGAUCACGUCUUUUGUCAGACUUGCCUAAAUUCCGCUAUCAGGAGCUUCGCGACAGGUCGCGAUGGCUUUACCUGUCCGACGUGCCGAACCCCUACGAGAGAUGUCUACCUUAACGUUCCUCGGCUCUUGACGAAUAUGUGCGAUGAGAUACCGGUGCGGUGUCCAUUUUCGAGUGAAGGGUGCAAGGAGAUCAUUCCGAGGGGACACAUCCAGUCACACGCAGACAAGUACUGUAGAUACAAGUUGAUGGAUUGUCCAAUCGCUUCUUGCGAUCUGAGGACUCGGAAGAAGGACCUUAGCCCGGAGGAUAAGUGCAUGCACGAACUUCAUAAGUGUCUGCGCUGCGAUGAGGAUAUCAUGGAACAGGACUACGAGGAACAUGUUCAAGAGCUAUGCCCUAGCCUCAAGACAACCUGUCCAGAUUGCCAGGUCACCGUCUUCCGAAAAGCCCUCCGCGAACACAUCGAAGCCUGUCCCGAGGCAAUCCACCCCUGCGCUGCCUCUAAAUACGGCUGUCCUAUCAAGAUGAAGCGCGCGGAGUUAGGAACCCAUGAGCAAAAUUGCCCCCUCAUCACAAUAGGACCCUACUUUGAAGCACAAAACUCCCGCCUCGACUCCAUGGAACUCACAGUCCGCCAUUUACAACAGCGCAAUGAGAUCUUCGAGGACGGCCUCGCCUCUAUUCGCUCAACACUCGUCGAAUCAUCCCGUGCCUUUUCAGCCCAUCAUAAUAACACCGCUACGAAUAAUACCAAUGAUACCCCAGACGCACCCUCCGCCUCUAAUUCCCGCUCAAACCCUCGAUCAUCAACAAUAACAGACGAUUCCGCAACACCCCUCUCAAAUGCAACAACCUACCUUCUCUCCCUCCACGAAUCGCUCCGUGAGGAAGUCGCCCAACUUUCCCACGCAAUCACAGACCUCGACGCCCGUGCGAGCAUGGCCAUAAUGAACGAAUGCCUCCGGCUGAAGGAGGACAUGGCCCAUACAAAUGCCGCUGUCAAUAGUGUCCGCAUGCAGGUACAGUGGCUUAUGAAUCCGCGGCUGCACCAGGGUCAACGCGCCGCUGCUGCCGGUGCGUCAACCGGAGGUCAAAGCUCCGGUGAUGGGAGAGCUGGGAGUGCGGCGGCCUUGCUGAGGUCGAGGAGGUUGAGUGAUACGGGGAGGGAGGGGACGAAGCUUUGA
Messenger RNA from Aspergillus calidoustus, 1338 nucleotides. The record is from the annotation of a GenBank genome assembly. NCBI's taxonomy places the organism in Eukaryota, Fungi, Ascomycota, Eurotiomycetes, Eurotiales, Aspergillaceae.